Molecule: messenger RNA, 1227 nt
Organism: Zea mays
Lineage: Eukaryota; Viridiplantae; Streptophyta; Magnoliopsida; Poales; Poaceae
Product: UDP-glycosyltransferase 73D1-like
Exons: 2
Coding region: 220-1143 (307 amino acids)
Molecular function (GO): UDP-glucosyltransferase activity
Source: RefSeq, a predicted model, not a curated record
CCACGACCAUCUCUUCCUCCUUAACCCUGUAGCCGCCCAAGAUUCCUCUGCCGAGGAGGCCAUGGCCACGAUGGAAGCAGCCACGGACGCAGGGGAUCCCGCAAGGCUCGACCACCCUCGUCGUCCCCUUCCCUACUUGUCGUGGGGAACUUGCUGUCGCCCUCCCUCGCGGUGCUGCAGCUACAAGCUGUGGUGGUGGACAAGCAGUACCGCGCCGCGAUGGGUCCACCGCCUCCUCUUCCCGAAGUCGACGAGUUGUACCGCAACGAGGCAAGUCCUCCGCCUCCCAUCCACGACGACGCUGUGGGGGUGAUGUCCUUGGGCUCGAGCGUGUUCAAGGUGCUCGAUCAAAUGGCCGAGAGCACGAGAGCCAACGGUCUGGUGGUGAACACGUUCGAGGAGAUGGAAAGCGACUCGACGACGCUUCUCGCGGAGGCGACAGACAAAAAGGUGAUCGCCGUCAGGUCCAUCUCGCUCUGCCGCUCACCAAGUCUCGACCCUCAGUCCAUGUCGUGUGACGCGAGGCAAUGCAUGGCAUGGAUGGACGCCAAGGCUCCUAAGUCUGUGGUGUACGUGAGCUUCGGCAGUGCUAGGCGCAUGCCACCCAUUCAGCUCGGCAUGGCGUUUGCCUCAUGCCCCGCGCUUGUGCUCUGGCUCAUCAAGGACGCUGACUCCCUGCCCGACAACGUCAAGGAUUGGCUACGCGAGAACACCGAUGCACACGACAUCGCAGGAAGCAAGUGUCUGGUGGUGCGCGGUUGGGCGCUAGAGGUGGCCAUCCUGGCCCAUCCAGUCAGUGGCAGCUUCAUGGCGCUCUAUGGAUGGGGCUCCACUCUGGAGGUUGUUGCAGCCGGUCUGCCCAUGGCUACCUGGCCCUUUUUCAUUGAGCAAUUUAUCGACGAGCAGCUCAUCGUGGACGUGCUUGGUAUUGGAUUAUCCGUCGGUGUGAUGAAGCCAACUGAAAAUGUUUUGACUGCCAGUAACACGGGUGUUGUUGUUGUGAUGAUAUAUGCUCCUGCUUUUUGGUCCUGCCUGACAAGCUUCACACUUGGAAUCUAUGGUCUGAUAGUUGGGGUUAUAUGUUGGCCAUUUCUGAUGAAACAAGCUAGUCUAUCUUUUGUCUCAAGACAAGAUGGCUGGUGAUUAUCCUUUCCUUGCUGCUACUCCAAUGGGACAAGCCAAACCUUCGGGGUCUUUACAAACCCAAGUGCAUUCAGUGUGGCUUCU